ACCAAAUAUACCAGGAGAACACAUGUACUUCCGGGACAGACGAUAUUUUUAAAAUAUGUUAUUUGUUCAUUUUCUCUCGACUUUUUUAAUAUUAUGUUUAUCUUCGUCUUAUGCAAAGGAAAAGUCGUACUCUCUUGAACUCAAUGAAUAUACAUGGAGAGAAAUUUUAACUGGUCAUUGGAUGGUUAAAUUGUUUGUACCUUCUUCUUCGAGGAAUUCCGUAUAUUCGCGUUUAUCUAAAUCAUAUUAUUACUUCUACUUAGCUUUUGUCUCAUCCGAUUACUAUUGAGACUUUGACUUGUCAGAUUGAAUUGGAAUUUGUUAACUGAAAGGUUUUUCGAUACAAAGUUAUCAUAGAUAGGUGUAUUCAUUUCCCAAUUUUUUAUACAGCUGAUGAAACAAAUGAAGUAAACAUUUAUUGGGUUUAUAAAACAGUAAUUGUAUAUUUAUAAUAUUCAAACACAUGUUUAACUGAAUAGUAUACAUUCACGGAUCAAAUUGCUUUUUAAUUGCUUUCAUUCACAAAGAGUUAUCAUACUUUAAGGAAAAUAUUUGUUGACGUAAGAGCAUCCAUUCAAAAAUAACAAAAUAAAGUAAAAGUGAUGUUAAGUAGUCAAAGGCGAUUUAACGCAUUAAAGGGUUAUUAAUGAGGAGAAAGUAGGUAGAGGGGUGAUUAAAUUGUAUUAAAAGUCUUUUAUGAUUUAUGCUAUGUAACAUGAGGGAUCUGAAAUAUAUUUUAUUAUCAAGGAUACCAUAAUCUUCCACUAAAACAAAUAGAAAGCGUCUAAAGUACCUUUAAUGCUAUUUUAAGUCAUUUUUAUAAUUGCUAUAAUGUCCAUUCAUUUCCAUAGUUAUGCUCCCUGGUGUCCAGCUUGCAAGAAUAAUGAAGAAGAGUGGAAUAAAUUUGCUGAAUGGAGCAAAGAUUUGGAUGUUAAAGUCGCCCAAAUUGAUGUUAAUGAGCAUGCUGGAUUAAGUGGCCGUUUUCUAAUUACAAGACUUCCAUCAUUUUAUCAUGUGAAAGACGGCAUCUUUCGAUACUAUCGUGGGGAGUCGCAGUCAGAGGAUCUUAUUGAUUUUAUAGACGAAAAAAAAUACAAUGAUAUAGAGCCAAUGCCAUGGUAUCAAGAUCCUAAAAGCGUUCAUAUGUCUGUCAUAUCUUCAUUUUUUGAAUUUUCUAUGUUCAUACGGUCUAUACACGAAGAAAUAACCACACGAUAUGGUAUACCCGAAUGGGGUUCUUUCGUUAUAUUUGCCGUGGCAACUAUUCUAAUUGGAAUUAUUGCUGGCAUAGUACUCGUUAUUAUGUGUGAUCAUUUACCAUUUUCUAAUAGACCUUAUGUAGACAAAUCUGAAGUCAAGAGUACAACCCUUGAGACAGAUCCGAAGCAUGAUCAAGAAGAGGAAUCGGAUGUUAUUUUAGAUGAUACACAAGAUAAUAGCGAAGAUAGACCUCGUCGAAGACGACCAAAAGCAACUACCGACUAA
Molecule: messenger RNA, 1485 nt
Organism: Dimorphilus gyrociliatus
Lineage: Eukaryota; Metazoa; Annelida; Polychaeta; Dinophilidae
Source: the annotation of a GenBank genome assembly